AACGAACCAGAUACCAAAAGUUUACAUAGUUCAUACAGGGAAUCUCAACCUUCAUAUGAUGACAUGAAGCUACCAAUCACAACAGACCACUAUAAAGCAAAGUUCACUGCCUUGCUCUAUUAUGAAGAACAGGAACACAUUGAACUACUAAAGAAGAAGUGUGAUGGUAGCUUUGCCUUACAAAAAUGGAAACCACCAUUUUUAAGGCAUGAUGAAAAAAGCUAUCCCCCUCAUUUUUAUUGUCUACAAGGAAUGUCAUCAGCACAGAUUAUGUAUGCUACUCAAGCCAGUGAUCGAUGUGUUACUAUUAGCAUUGGCCGGCGUAGCUAUGUAGCUAAAAUUCUUAGUUGUAAUUAUUCACAUAUUGAUGAUAAGCUAUACAUUUGUUUCAAAGACAGCAUUGGUGGCCAGUCUUCUUUGGCAGUAAAUGCAACAUUUAAUGUUAAUCACCGUUACUUUGAUGGCCUCAAUGAUGGAGUUAAGAGGAUUAGCUCAAAAGUUGUGCGUCGUCUUAUACCUACACCAGAUGAUUUUAAAAGCCCUCCUAGAGAUAUUGCCAUUGACAUUGAAAGGUACCCAUAUAGAGGGAUUGAUCUUGAUCCUGAGCAGAUUCCAGCAUUAGAAGCAAUACUCAGUAACCAGUGUUCAGCUCCUGUACUGAUACCUGGUGCUUUUGGCUGUGGUAAGACUCGUCUUCUUGCUGUGGCUACAGAAUGUUUUUUCAGAGAACAUCACAAGACUGGUCACCGUUCAGCUUGUCGUAUUUUAAUCUGUUGCCAUCAUCAACAUUCUGCUGAUGUUUUUAUGAAAGAAUAUUUUAACAAAAUGCUGUUACACUCAUGGCCAGUAAAAGUUCUACGUGUUACAAGCUCACGAUAUCAUGCUGAAUAUUCCAAUUGUGUUUCGGCAAUUGAUUUUGAUUUAUCACUAUACAGAUGUGAAACCGCCUUUCUAUUGGUCACAACAUUUGGAGGAGCCCUGACAAUAUCUAAACAGGUUGAGCCUGAUUUCUUUACUCAUAUUCUAAUUGAUGAAGGAGCUCAGACUCGUGAACCUGAAGCUCUUAGUCCAUUUCUAAUGGCAAAUAAGAAUACUCGUAUUGUUAUUGCUGGAGACCAUCAGCAGGUUGGUCCUCAAAUUCUUGUUCUUGGUAAAGCUCCUCAGCAGUUUGGUUUAUGUGUGUCACUGUUGCAACGAUUACUAGAGAAGUAUAAAUCUAUCGGAGACAUUACCAAGAGGAACACUCCAUCAUGGAAUAUUAAUUAUCGCUCACAAGCUGACAUUUUAGAGCUACCUUCUAAGUUGUUUUACAAUUCAGAGCUGAGAGCUUGUGGUAGAGUACCAUACCACCUCAAGGCUCCUUAUCCUUAUGUUUUUAUAUGUUCCAGUUUUACUAAUGAUAUUCCAGUUGAUGCUCAGUGUGCUGUAGAGGCUGAUAGACUCCUUCAAGCAGUGCAGCUACACAGUGACAAGUUCAAAAGCUGGGAUCUGAAAGACACUUGCAUUAUGACUCCAAGUUUGAAACAGGCAAACCUUAUUAAAAAAUUGAUAAGGACUAAAUUCAAUAAUUUAGAAGGUGUCAAUGUUAUCACCAGUUAUCAAAUGCAAGGGCAGGAGUACCGUAUGCUUUUCAUGAGUACUGUUGAAAGUUUAGAGCCCAAUGGUCGACCAUUUGAUCCUUUGAAGAGUUUUUGUAAUCCAGCACUAUUCAAUACAGCAAUCACACGCUCUAAAAGUCUUGUAGUAGCUGUAGGUAAUCCUCUUGUACUGCUGUUGUCUGAAGCUACUAUGGAUAAUCUUAAAUGGUGCUGGAGAGAGUUUAUUUCAAGAUGCCUUAAAUAUGAAACAUUUAAAAGUACUCCUUCUGACCGUGCCCAGUUUGAACAAGUAAAAGUACAGUUCUUUGACAUGCUGAAAUGUGAUAAUACAACUGAUGUAAUUAAAUUGUUUCAAAAGAAUGGUUAUUCACAGGAUUGCAUCACAAAGGCUUCUUUACUACCUAAAGCUCCUGUAUUGAUGCCUCCUACUACUCCUUCUAAAAUGCACUCAGCUCAACAGUCCAGUGGGUGGUCAUCAGGUACUCCACCUUCAGUAUCAUAUCAACCAACUCAAGAUAGGAAGCAGCCAUCUUCUCAAGCCAAUCAAGACAUACCUUUUCAAAAUGAAGCAGCACAACCAUGGCCACAACUACAUCUACUACCUUCUCCUUCAGAAAGUAAAAAGCAACUUGCUUCUUCACCACAAGAAGCAAAGAUGCAUCAAUCUCCUACAAAGCAACAGCCUCAUGCGUUUUCACAGCAUCUAGUCAAGCAGCAGCAGUACCCAGCAGUUGAACAAGAGCCGCAUCUUAAAACAGAACAGCAAUAUGCUUAUACAGACCAGCAGCAGAAAUCUAGACAACCAAAAUCUACACACAAAACUAAUUCUCUGCCUCCAUCAAAACAAACUAGUGCAAAAAUAGAACCUGCUCCUCAAAAAUCGUUGUCUUCAAAGAAGCAAAAAGGAAUUAAUACAGCUAUACAGUCUAAACUAGGGCCACCAGUCCUUCAGUUGUCACCAACUGCCUCAUCUCAACAGCAAAAGCAAUCUCCAUGGAAAUCGCUUGAACCUGUUGUUCCCAUUUCAUUACAAUCUACUGUAACAGCUUCAAAAUCCUCACUUGCAGAUAUAAGAACUAGUCAUAUUUCUUCAGAACACUCAAAAUCUCUACAAAACCCUAGGAAUAUUAAUAUUGGUUCUUUUAUUAGUAAUGAGUUACGGGAAACUUUAAGUUCAGUACCCAAUAGAUCCACAAAGAAAGCAACAUCUCGAAAUAAGGUUCCUAUUCCUGAAGUACAUACAACUGAGAAGUCUAUUUCAAUGCACUCCUUCAGAAAGCAUGCCCACUGCCCUAUUAAUGAAGAGCUACUAGCUGCUACAUUAACUCCUAGCAACUAUAAGGAGAAAUUUCACCAGCUAUUGUGUCGGGAAGAAGAUGAACAUGAGAGGAUUCUUAGAGACAAGUGUGAUGGUCUCUAUGAUUUGAAGUUGUCAAGUAUUGACAUAUGUAUGAACAAGCACUUUAGGUGGUAUCAAAACAAGUAUAAAUUGUUUUAUACAAUAUCAAACACACAACUUGAUGCUGAUACAAUAGCUUAUGCUAUGCAGGCAAGUGAAUGCAUAGUUAUUCUCCAUUUGUCUACUGGAGAUAAGCACGAAGCAAAUAUUCUCCAGACAAGAAACAAAAAUAGCCUUUAUUUUUUACUGGGGCUCACAACAAAUCCCGGAGUUAAACAAGAAUCAAAUGUCAAUGUGACCUUCAUUUUAAAAUACUCUUAUUUUGAUCGUCUUCAUCGAGCCUUAGAUAGUUUGCCUCCAGCUGUACUUAAUCGUUUAAUGCCAAAUGACCCUUGUCAUUUUAGUAAUGUGGUGUUGAAUGAUGAAGAUAUUCCUCCUAUUAAAUGUGUUCGUGACAUAGUCAAAUUAGAAUAUUCACAGAGGAAGGCACUUAAGUCUAUAAUGAGCUGUGAAGCUAACAAAGCACCUGUUUUAAUUAUAGGUUCAUUUGGAACUGGUAAAACUCAGUUGCUAGCUCGUGCUGCAUACCAAGUAUUACAACAAAAUCGAAAGAACAGGAUUCUUAUCUGUGCCCAUCAUCAGCGCUCCGCGGACACCUUUAUGGCUAAUUACUUUUCAAAAAUGAUUGAUUCUGGUUGGCGUUGUGGCAAAGUUGUUCGCUUGGUACCAAUGGAAUACCAUCCUCCUUCAUCUUGUGUAGAGUAUUAUGUUACAAUUACAGAUAUUAAGUGUUCGAGAAAUGAGCUACAAAACAUUAGUUUAAUUGUAACAACAUUUUCUUCUUCACUUAAUUUGCUUGGAGUUGUCCCUAAAGGCUUUUUCAGUCAUAUUUUGCUGGAUGAAGGUGCUCAAACUCGUGAACCUGAAUCUGUGGCUCCUCUUUGUUUAGCUGACGGUAAUACACAAAUUGUAAUUGCAGGAGACCACAAACAAGUUGGUCCCUCUUUGUUAGUGCUUGGUGAACUAGCUAUUAAAAAUGGUCUUAGUCUGUCAUUGCUGGAGAGACUGCAUACUCUUUAUAAUGAUGAUAGAUUAUCUGAUGCUUCAUCAGUACAUUCUGCUACUCUUCUCACUAAUUUUAGAUGUCACCAUGCUAUACUGUCUCUUCCAUCUUACUUAUUUUAUGAUUCUGCAUUGAUUACUGCUGCUGAAGCUGUCACUCAUCUUCAUCCUGAAGCUAAAUACCCUCUUCAUUUUAUAUGCUCUGAUCUAAGUGAAGCUAAAGAAGUACAUAGUAACACAGAUGAGUUUGAAGUCAGACUAUUACUACAAGAACUGAGUAAAUAUGUUAAGAGCUGGCCAAAUCAAUGGGGUAAAAUGGAUCUUUCUAAAAUUUGUGUUAUGACAACAACAGCUCACCAAAAAAUUAGAGUUAUUCAAGUAUUGUCUUAUGAUUAUUUAAAUUUUGAAGAUAUUGAUGUUCGGACUGUUUUUGAUAUUCAAGGUUGUGAGUAUGAGGCAAUUUUUCUUAGUACAGCAGAGCCUACUACAAGAGAAGGCAAAUCUAAAAAUCCAACCAAGACACCUUGCAGUCAAUAUGUAUUCAAUACUGCAUUAACACGUGCUAAAUCGCUUGUAGUAUGUGCUGGUAAUCCGUUUCUGUUGAUGACAAUAGAAGAAAGCAUGGGUAAUGAAUGCUCUUGUUGGAAAGAGUACAUUAGAAGGUGUAUUCUUUCUAAAACCUUUUUAGUGCCUUCAAAACUUCAACAUAAAGCAGAUCAGGCUAUCAUUUCUGAUAAAAUUAAAAUGUUGCAAGAGAUGAUUUUUAAGUUGUCACCUGAUUUAAUGACAAAUGGGUCUUUUUCUGGUAAAGAUAGCAUAUUGAAAUCAUUUCAACAAGCAUUAAAAUCUAUACCACAGUACAAAAACUGCAAAUUAAAAAUUGUUCAAGACGUACAUGUAGGUGAGCAUUGGAAUAUUAUAGACUCUGGCUCAUCUGACAUUGAUAAAAAGGAACCAAAUGAGAACAAAAAGAAUGAAAGUGAGGAAGAAGGUGAAAAAGAAGGUAUUUUUGAUUGUGAAUUACAAAUGAAAAGCUAUCGCUCAGCAAUUGCAGUUCCACUUGAUCAGUCAAAGGAGCCCAUAGUUAUUAAUGGAUUAAAUAAUAGAAAAGGAGCUUUUAAUAAUGAUAUAGUGCAAGUCGAAGUUACUGUAUUUAAUUCUCAAUCUGCAUCUGGUGAUGAUGAAGCAGUGGUUUUAAGGUCUGGUAGGGUAGUAAAAGUUAUUAAAGAGCAACAUCCAACUAGGUAUGUAUGCCGUGCUGAUCAAUAUGGCCUAAUUAACUUUUACCCUCUUGAUAAAACUGCUCCUGUAAUUGUAAACCUUCCAAAAAUAUCUGACAACCUUCUUCGAUAUCGUCCAAAAGAUGAUCAGGCCCCAAUGGUGCAUGAUUACAUUACAGUGUUUAAAGAGGAGUCACUUUCAGUCUUACCUAAUGAUCAGAUUCCUUGUAUUAAGGAGCUCAUACCGUUUGAAUUGUCUCAGAGUCUCUUGUUUGUUGUUGAGGUCCUCGGUUGGAAUCCAAAAUAUCGAAAAGCACUAGGAGCUGUCAUUGAAGCUGUUCCACGCACGUCAAACCUUUUCUUUACUAAUCACUUGCUUAGCCUUGUAUAUGGCAUUCAUGAAGAAGAUGAAAAAGUACAUGCACCACUUCAAGCACCAAAUGAAACUAACCAGCUUCAUCAUUAUAACAGAGCAUUUACCAUUGAUCCUCCUUUAUCUAAAGAUUUAGAUGAUGCAGUCAGUUUGACACCUCUUCCUCAAGAUGGCAAUUAUGAGCUGGCAGUUCUUAUAGCUAAUGUUGCCAAACAUAUAAAUGAAAACCAUCCUUUAGACAAGAAAGCUAAACAGAGGGGGACAUCUGUAUAUGGUGCUAAACAGAAUGGUGCAUCAUAUGGCAUUGGACGAGUAAGGCACAUGUUUCCAUCCAGUAUCACAUCUCAAUUGAGCCUUGACUAUUUGAAAAAACGGCAUGCUUUAUGUCUACCAGCUAAAGUACUCAUUGAAAAAGGAGUGGUAACUAGUGUAGUGUCUGGCAAUCCAAAGGAAGCAAUGGUCACUUCUCAAGUACGAUUCACUUAUGAAUCUGCUAAAAAGGUAAUGCAUAAUGAAACGGUUGAUGAUGAGACAAGAAGGCAAGUUGAAGCAUUUGAUGCUGCCAGCAGACCAAGCUUAUUAAUGGCUAAUACUCUUAAUCUACUGUAUAAGAUAGCUAUGUACUUACGCAUUAAGAGGUUAGGUGAUGCUGGUUACUGUUAUGGCCAAUCUGAGGAAGGUGAAGAGACUAACUGGCAGACUCAUCUUCUUAUAGAAGAAUUAAUGAUAUUUUGUAAUGCAGCAAUAGCUAAAUAUCUUCAUGAGAAACUUCCACAACAAACUGCCCUUUUACGAGCUCAAAUGCCACCUUUAAAAGAAGAAAAGCAAAAUUUUAUGGAGCUGAAUCAAAACUUCCUGGCUCACUCCCUGUCUUUUAAGUGUUAUUUAAAAGAUUCAACUAAUGAAGCAGGUUCUUUAAUUAUGCCUAGUACUACACUUCAGCUACUUAUUGAUGCAUGCUCUGAGGGAGAUCACAUUCAAUUAGCUUCAAUUCUUAGCAAUAAUAAGCUUUAUCCACAGUUAGCAAUGGCUGAAGCUAUGUUGCGAUUGAUCAGCAGAAAAGCCAGUUAUGUUGUGAUUGAAAAGAGCAAAGAACAUAUCUGUGCUAAUCAUUCUCAUAAUAGCCUUGCACUACCAGCAUAUACACAUUUUACAUCGCCUAUAAGGAGAUACUUUGAUCUGGUUGUGCAAAGAUUAGUAACAUCACUCAUUGAAGGAAAGCCUAUAGCUGAGAAUUCUGAGCUUGCAAAGUUGUGCUCUCAACUGAAUGUCAGGAACAAAAUUGCUAAAGAUUUUGAAAGGGCUGAAAAUAAAGCAUGUAUAACCAGAAGCUGUGAAAUCUCACUAGAGAGAGCAGAGGCUUUUGUGAUCAAAUCUUCCAAGAAAAGCAAUGACUCGUUUGAAUUAUCUUUCACUUCAAGUCAUUAUCAGUGUAUUCAUAGCCAAGACACAUCAUUUAGCAUAUCAGAUCUUAAUUUUCAUCACACAAUUGAAGAUGGAGCUACUAAAUCUAUUGUAUGGGAAAUAGUAUCAAUAUCAUUACGUCAAUCCUUUAACCUCUUCUCUCAUCCUGAUGUAAUUGACAUGCCUCCUGCUACUCUCAAAGCUCCUCGUUGCUCUAUUGCUGCUAAAAUGUAUCAUUACACACAAGGGCUUGAAGAAGGAGAACCACAGAUUCAUUAUUUUAAUGCUAAUUUUGCAGUUCAUGAUAAAGGUAUUACUCUUAGUCCAGAAUGCUGGCUUGUAACACACCAGUAUCUUAAGUAUCAAAAUGAAGACAAUUUUAAAGAAGUAAAAAGUUUAAUUCUCCAAUUGCAACAAGAAGCCAAUAAAGACAAACCCCAGUCAAGAAGUGAUGAAGAGAGUGUUGCAAUAAAGUAUAAAAUUCAACGACCUUUUAUAGCUAAUGAUAUAGUGACAGUUUGGCUAGGAAAGUCUCUUAAAGAGUGUCUCCCUGUACCAGCUAUUCAAUUAAUGGAGAUAGCACCAACAGUUCGCGUGUGCCUUCAACAUAACAAGAAUCCUUCUCUCUGCUUCUCUGAUAUUCAGCUACAGAAAGCAUCACGUGAUACAGCAUAUCACUCAAUAGAACAGUAUGUAGAGCUUUGGAGUAAAGUGUUAAUUGCUGAGUCUGCUAAUGAAAGUGUCAAAACAAAAAAUCUCGUAUUCAUCAGACACGCUCCUUUAAAAUGGAAGAAAUUUACUCGAGUUGAUAAUUGUGUUGAUGAUCCUUACUACUUACCAAAUGAUGUUUCUCUUGUCAUACCUCCUAGGAAUCAAGACUCUUUGGAUUUCAUUAGUAUCAAAUCUGGUGACUUCCUUUGUGUUCGAUAUGAGAUUAGUGAUAGCCUCAAUGCUGUUUAUCAUUUUGUUGUAACCAAAGUGAAGCGAAAUGAAAAUAAGAAAACAAAGAAAAAGGAUGAAGAUGUUAUAAUAAGAAUGUGUGCUGAAGGUGACCACUCAUGUAGAGUCACAGAGAAUAUGUAUCAAGAAUUGAAAAAAGGAAACCAAAAUUGUGAGAUACAGAUAAUACCAAUGCCUGAUUCGUUUCACCGAGUGUAUGGAAGAUUAAAGGAAGCAUUGAGGGUUGGUGACAACUGGUCCAGCCUUUCCAAAACUAUUGCAGUUUCUGACACAAGAUCAAUAGAUUUUAAUAAAUUCACUGUUGUGAAAAAGCAAUCUAAGAUCUCACUAAAAGUGUUCAAUAAUAAUCCACUAGCAAAGCAACUUUGGAAAGGAGAGGGUGGCAUUGAAUUAAAUCCUAUACAGCAAGAUUCAAUUAAAAGAGCACUAAGGAAUAGGUUUCAGUUGAUUCAAGGACCUCCAGGUACAGGAAAGAGUGAGACUGGGGCACAUUUAGCUUACAUUUUUUCAAUAACAAAUAAAGAAAUAUCUAAAGAAGAUCCAACCUCUUUUUUUAAGUCAGUACUGUAUUGUGGUCCCUCUAACAAAUCAGUAGAUGUGGUUCAUAAAAACUUGCAUUUAUUAAAUGAGAAAUUGGGGAGCAAAAAAUUAAAAAUUCUUCGUAUUUAUGGACGUACUCAUGAGCGUAUGGACUGCCCAGAUCCUGUUUUUGUACUGACACAAGAAAGAGCAGAGAGAGAUGAUAAUGAUGGUGGUCGUGUCUUAGAAGAAUUUCGUAAUGAAUCUCUACACAUAAUAAUAAGGCAAAAUUUCCCUGAAAUAAGAGCUACUGAGACAAAACUACAAAAACUUUUGAGUCAAAGUAUCAUUCCAUCAUCAACUGAAAGAAAGAAUUAUAAAGAUAUGAUAACUUCUUCAGAGAAAAGGGAAAUUCAAAAUAAUUAUGAUGUUAUUCUUUGCACUUGUAAUGAAACAUGCAGUCAACGAUUGUUGAGUUCCAAAGACAUACUAGCUCAGUGUAUAAUAGAUGAGUCUGGUAUGGCCACUGAGCCUGAGACAAUAGCUGCAAGCAGUUUAUGUGAACAUGUAGUGCUGAUAGGAGAUCACAAGCAGCUACAACCAGUCAUAAAAUAUCCUCCAGCCAAAGAGUGUGGCCUGGGUACUUCAUUGUUUGAAAGAUAUGCCAACCAGUUUGAGAGAUGUGCUGAAAGUCAAGAUCCUUACUUGAUAACAUUGGAGCUACAAUAUAGAAUGCAUUCAUUCAUAUGCCAAGGACCAUCGAGUAUUUUCUAUAAUAGUAAAUUAAAGGCUGAUCAAAUUGUCAAAGAAAGACGUCCACUAACUCAAUCCAUAGAUUUGUUUUGGUCUAGAGGACAGCAAUACCCUGUUCUGUUUCUGAAAGUUUAUGGAGUAGAGAAAUUUACUGAUAGCAAGUAUUCGAAAAAAGUAGAUUCUCAUUCUAAAUGCAAUGAGCAGGAAGCUAAAGCAGUGUUAAAAUAUAUUACAAAGUUGGUGAUGAAUCAUGAUGUUGAGCAUGAGAGCAUAGCUGUCCUCACUCCUUAUGGGGCACAAAAGAACCUUGUUGUUGACAUGAUAAAGAAUGACCCUGUGCUUAAAACAAAGUGGAAAAGUUUAAGAGUUGCUACUAUUGUUGAGAGUCAAGGUGAUGAGUAUGAUAUUGUUAUACUAACAACUGUCAGAUCACAAAAACUCAGUGAAAUCAGUCAUAAAGAGUACAUUCAACCUGACAGGAGAUGGUUAACAGAAAAUCUUGGUUUCCUGACUGAUGAUCAUCAGAUCAAUGUUGGUAUCACUCGUGCUAGAUAUGGGCUUAUAAUCAUUGGUAAUGAUAGAUUACUGAGGUAUGACAAGACAUGGAAUAGACUGAUUAAAUUUUAUGAAGAUAAAGGAUGUACUCGUAUGAUAGACUUUUAAGUUAUAAUUAUAGUAUAAUAUAGAUCUAUAUAAUGUAGUAUUAUUUAGCAUUUUCUUUAUUCAGGUGGCUGGUAUUCAUCAUGUACUCAUGUACAUUUUUGUCA
Messenger RNA from Amphimedon queenslandica, 10055 nucleotides. Its product is annotated as helicase with zinc finger domain 2-like. The record is from RefSeq and is a predicted model, not a curated record. NCBI's taxonomy places the organism in Eukaryota, Metazoa, Porifera, Demospongiae, Haplosclerida, Niphatidae. Gene Ontology annotation, molecular function: 5'-3' DNA helicase activity; RNA binding; RNA nuclease activity. The transcript has 20 exons. The annotation marks the transcript as partial.